Messenger RNA from Morus notabilis, 2456 nucleotides. RefSeq names its product glyoxysomal processing protease, glyoxysomal. Gene Ontology annotation, molecular function: serine-type endopeptidase activity. Gene Ontology annotation, cellular component: peroxisome. The record is from RefSeq and is a predicted model, not a curated record. Bases 95 to 2059 code for a protein of 654 amino acids. Gene Ontology annotation, biological process: protein processing. NCBI's taxonomy places the organism in Eukaryota, Viridiplantae, Streptophyta, Magnoliopsida, Rosales, Moraceae. The transcript is spliced from 13 exons.
UCGAAACCCAGACCAGGAGAAGAAUUAGGAAGGCCCUCGCGAAUUUCUCUUCUCCGGAAUCGGACCCUCCAAACGACAAUCUUAUCUCCGCCGUAUGGGGUCGCCGGAGACCAUUAAUUCCGCUCGGAAUUUGGCCGUCAUGGUCAGAGUCCAAGGCCCUGACCCAAAGGGCCUCAAAAUGCGAAGCCACGCUUUCCACCACUAUCACUCCGGGAGAACAACUCUGUCAGCUUCAGGAAUGCUGUUGCCUCGUUCCCUUUACGAUUCCGAUACUGCCAAGGAUAUAUCCGUUCCUGCUGUGCAGAUUGACAUUAUGUUUGAGAAGGGGAUGUGGUUGGAAAACGAUUCUGAAGAUUUGGGUAAGGGAGCUUCUCGUUGGCAUGCUGCAAAGUGUUUAAAACUAAUUGAUGUUCCUGCGUCUGCCCGUGCACUCCAAUCACUUGUUGAAGCUUCUUUUGGCUCCGUGGAGCAUGGAUGGGAGGUUGGUUGGUCGUUAGCCUCACUCUAUAAUGGUUCUCAGUCUCUUAAAGGUGUUACCCAGACACAGGUGCAUCUGGCAGAGUCAGGCAAUGUAAGUGAUAUGGGCAGGUCGACUACUAGAAUUGCUAUUCUGGGAGUUUCUUUAUUUCCUAAGGAUGUGCCGAAGAUCAAUAUAUCACCUUCCAAUAGACAAGGGGAUUUUAUGCUUGCCGUGGGAUCUCCUUUUGGUAUCCUUUCACCCAUGCACUUCUUUAAUAGUAUAUCAGUGGGAUCCAUUGCCAACUGCUAUCCUUCCUGUUCAUCUUCCAAAUCAUUGCUGAUGGCUGAUAUACGAUGUCUUCCUGGGUCAGAAGGUGGUCCAGUUUUUGAUGAGCAGGGACAACUUAUUGGUAUCAUGAUGAGGCCAGUAAGGCAGAAAAGUAGUGGUGCGGAAGUUCAGCUGGUGAUUCCAUGGGAAGCGGUCGUUACUGCUAGCAGUGGCUUGUUACAGAAGGAACCUCAAAUUUCAGAAAAAGUAACUUAUUACGACGGGGGAAAGUUAGAUGCAAACAGCCGUGUCCCAGAUGGACUCGUCCAACGUCUAAAUUCUUGUUGCCCCUCCCCUUUACCAGUUGACAAGGCAGUUGCUUCUGUUUGUCUUAUUACCGUUGAUGAUGGAGUAUGGGCAUCAGGUGUUUUGCUCAAUAAUCAAGGCCUCAUACUCACAAAUGCUCAUCUACUCGAACCAUGGAGAUUUCGGAAAAGAAAUGCAGAUCCUUUUAUAGGUGGUGAGCCUGGGGGACAUAAAUGGAGUUCCUCUUACACAAGCAGUAGAAAUAUACGUGUUCGCCUGGAUCACAGGGAUCCCUGGAUCUGGUGUGAUGCUAAAGUAGUAUAUGUUUGUAAAGGUCCUUUGGAUGUUGCCCUACUGCAGCUUAAGUCUGUUCCAGAUCAGCUUUGUCCAAUCAUCAUGGACUUUUCAAGGCCACCCGUUGGAUCCAAGGCUUAUGUUGUGGGCCACGGAUUAUUUGGACCAAGAUGUGGCUUCUUCCCAUCAGUUUGCUCUGGUGUGGUAGCGAAAGUUGUCGAAGCAAACCUUCCCUUCUCUUAUCGACUCAGUGAACCGGGAAAUACUGAAGGGCAUUUUCCAGUGAUGCUUGAAACAACAGCUGCUGUCCAUCCUGGUGGCAGUGGUGGUGCUGUCGUAAAUUCAAAUGGUCAUAUGAUUGGACUCGUUACAAGCAAUGCAAGGCAUGGUGGAGGAACAGUCAUUCCACAUUUGAACUUCAGCAUUCCGUGUUUGGCUCUGAUGCCCAUCUUUAAGUUCUCAAAAGACAUGCAAGAUAUUUCACUGCUAGACACUCUUGACCAACCAAACGAACACCUUUCAUCUGUUUGGGCGUUGAUGCCGCCGCUAUCUCCGAAGCCCCCUCCUUUGCCAGUCCUGCCGCAUUCACUUCUGGAAGACAACAAAAAUAAAGAAGCCAAAGGAUCCCGUUUUGCCAAAUUUAUAGCUGAAAGACAGGAUGUGCUCAAGAAGCCGACCCAAUUUGCCAACUCAGCAACGCUGCCCAAUGACACAGUCCGCAGCAAGUUAUGACCGUCGAUUUUCUUGUCCUAAAACAGACUGUUGUUUCAGUAUAACUGACAUCAAGUUCCACUGCACCAUCUCGUUCAGUGUUUGAUCUGGCUUCCAUUCACUGAUCACCACCGGAUGAAGAACCUGUGCCUUGGAUGUUGGAUGUUUGAUGGAAAUAAAAGAGAAGAAAAAGUUGUGUUCUGCUGUUAUAUUCUAUACCAGUAACACAGGGUUCAAUUUUCUUGAAAGAAAGCAUGAGGACAUGACAACUAAAAACCUUUGGUCAGAGCCAAAGAUGUGUGAAUAAUUUUUUUCCCCAUGCUAAAUAAUCGUAAGCCCUGUGUCUGCUUUACAUCUUUGUUUCACUUGGCUGUCCAUGAGAGCAUUUGUGAAAAGGUGCAAUAAAAAAACUUCCUUU